AUGGGCAACGUGAGCAGCGUGCCCGAUGAGGGCGCAGCUCUCUAUCUGAAAGACCAAAAUCGAUGUCCGCAUUUCUUAUUGAAACUUACAAAUGACGAAGACCUCUCCAUCACAUUCAGCUUUGUUAUUCGCAGGCAACAGGCUCUACCAACUCCAGCUGGUGUCGAGGUAAAACCACCACCGGAUACCCAGAUCAACGGUCUGACAUUCGUCUUUGCGUCAAACGCCCGUGAAAUCGAGAAUCUCUUGACGAGAGAGUUUCAUGCAGACCCAAAUCUGCAUAAGAACGCCAAUGUUUCUCUUAUUGGUACAUACUCUACAGAAGGGCAUCCUUCAGUGACAUUCGAUUGGACAUGGAAAUGGAAGCCUCCAAAGCCAGCUGAAGACAGGGGUGGUGGAUGGCGGACAGCAUGCAGCAUUGUUGAGUAUGAUCAGCGCAAUCAUCGCUUCAUUACCCUUGCGAGCUUCACACUAUAUGUUGCCAAUACGGCUUCAUAUAUCAGCCAUCCAAAUUCCCCAACCCCUCCGCUCCUCACUGCCCCGCCAAAACUCCGUGCCGUCUCCGCACAAUCACUGGAAUCCCAUAUUGGCACCAUACCUGAGCAGGAUGAGUCCACUAUGCUGCCACCACCGAGUCGCGAUCUCCCAAGCAACCCUCCUCCCCCGCCGCCAGAGCCUAUCAAGAUCGACAUAUCUUGUCCUCGACCAGGCGACGAUCUGCUGUUUGAUGAUGGGCCGGUCUUCCGUGCAACAAUCAAGGCUCUUGAGCAAAAGACGGGUAACAUGAGGCAGCAGAUGAAGAGAAUGAUCAAAAAAGCCGAGCAAGUUUACGAGGCACAGCAGGAAGCCAACAAUGCCUUCGCUGCGUUCAUGGAAGGUCUCAGGGAGGUGUCAGCUACCAACCGGAAUGCCGUUCAGCCGGCCAUCGAGCAUUACUUCGACAAAAUCGCCCGCGAAAUCUUGCUGUAUGAGCGGCAAAAUACGGCCAAUAUCCAAAACUUCAUCAUCGACCCUGUCACAAAGCUCUACCAGAUGGACAUCAAGCAAGCCGAGGCCAAGAAGCGCGAUUUUGAGGAGGAGAGCAAGGAGUACUACGCCUAUGUCAGCCGUUACCUGGGCCAGCGCAGCGAUUCCGUCAAGGCGAAGCAGAGCGAUUCCAAGUACCAGACAAAGCGCAAGAACUUUGAGCUCAAGCGGUUCGACUAUUCGUCUUUCAUGCAAGACCUUUCUGGCGGCCGCAAGGAGCAGGAGAUUCUGUCGCAUCUAACCAAAUAUGCGGAUGCCCAGGCACGCCUGUUCCUCAGCACUGCCAAGAAAGUUGAUGCCCUCCUGCCUCAGCUUGAGGCUCUCUCUACCGAGGUCCAAGAGGCGGACAAGGAGUACCAGUAUCAGCGUCGCGAGCGCGAGGAGAAAAGGCGGCAGCUCGAAAAGGGCACCCUGUCCCUAAGCGACCUGGAGUUCCAUUCAGGAACAGGCUACGUGAAUGGCCAUCAUGGUGGGGAUCAUGAUCCUGGCCGUGCUGAUGGUACUGGGUUAGGACUGAAACAUUCGCGUUCUCUUAACGCAGGUAGCUCGGCCCAUGAUCCAUCUAGGUCGCCGGGAGAUAUUGGAAGUCCCCAGCAGAAUGCGAAGUUCAAGGGCAUCCGCGAUUUAGAGGAGCGCGACCCGAACCAAGCGGCACAUGCUGGCAAGGAUGCUCCUAAUAGGAAAGAGGGCCUCCUUUGGGCAUUGAACCGUCCUGGCGGCCAUGUCGACCCACGAAAUCUCAACAAGCAGGGCUGGCACAAAUUUUGGAUAGUCCUCGACCAAGGGAAACUCUCUGAGUAUAGCAACUGGAAGCAGCGCCUCGAUCUUCACAUGGAACCUAUCGACCUGCGCUUGGCCUCUGUCCGUGAGGCCAGAAAUGCCGAGCGCCGGUUCUGCUUCGAAGUCAUCACGCCGCAGUUCAAGCGUGUUUACCAGGCAACUUCCGAAGAAGACAUGAACAGUUGGAUCACCGCCAUCAAUAACGCGCUACAGAGUGCUGUUGAGGGUCGCGCGUACAAGGAGAAACCGGCGACGGCCCACGGCGACUCGCCCACCAAUGGCAAGGACUUCGGCGCUGUGCUGAUGGGGAAAAGCCCCUCUGUUGGCCAUGGGAGCCACGGUUCGAGCGGCCUGCCCUUUAGAAGGACGACUGUCGGUGCGCGGCCUAGCACGUCGCGUGGCGGCAGUUUCGAAGAGCGUCCUGACAAACUGCUUCAAAUGCUUCGUGAGGCCGAUCAGGGCAACACCUGGUGCGCCGACUGCGGGUCUAGCAACAAGGUCGAAUGGGUCUCGCUCAAUCUCGGCAUUAUCGUUUGCAUUGAAUGUAGCGGCAUCCACCGGUCCUUGGGCACCCACAUCAGCAAGAUCCGGUCGCUGACCUUGGACACGACCUCGUUCACGCCCGAUAUUGUCGAGCUGUUGCUCAUUGUAGGGAACAGGGUGUCCAACAUGGUGUUCGAAGCUAAGCUGGAACCAGCCGCGAAACUCGCACCCCACUCGACUCGGGAGCAGCGACUGAAGUUUAUCACAGCCAAGUACGUCGAUCGCGCCUGGGUUGAGCCUAUCUCUCCUACCCUUUCGAGGUUUGCUACUGCAGAAGAGACACUCCUUGCUGCCAUCAAGAAGAACGAAAUCCAGCAGAUCGUUUACGCCCUAGCUCUUAAGGCAAACCCUAACUGUACCGAUAAAGUUCGCGGCACCCACGCUGUCUACUUAGCCCUUGCUGCGGCUGACCCUGCUCCUCCUUCGCCACUGGUAGCACAACAACAAAACACCAGCCAGCCAACAACCAGCCAUCAUAGCGCCGCCGCCACUGUUACAGAUCGCACCGUCCCUUUCCCUGUGGCUGAACUCUUAAUCCAAAACGGGGCCGAGAUCCCUGAUGCUCCUCCUCCCGUCCCGCUUAGCAUUGCUGCACAGGCCUACCUCGAGAUGAAGCGUGGCCGCAAGGCUGCCAUCGAGGCGUCCGGUUCAUCAGCUCUUGCGGGAUACUAUGAGCCCACUUCGUCGAUUUCGUCGAUCGCUUCGACGGCUACUACCCAAACGACGGCGACAGCAACCGGAGAUAAGCACAAGGAGAGAGAGGCACGUCUUCAGAAGCGGGUCAGCGCAGGUGGAAAGCUGGCUAAGUCGCCCAUCCCGGAACGGUAG
This is a messenger RNA of Thermochaetoides thermophila DSM 1495, 3177 nucleotides long. RefSeq names its product putative GTPase activating protein. Gene Ontology annotation, molecular function: protein binding; GTPase activator activity. Gene Ontology annotation, biological process: intra-Golgi vesicle-mediated transport. The record is from RefSeq and is a predicted model, not a curated record. NCBI's taxonomy places the organism in Eukaryota, Fungi, Ascomycota, Sordariomycetes, Sordariales, Chaetomiaceae. Gene Ontology annotation, cellular component: endosome; trans-Golgi network; cytoplasm. Bases 1 to 3177 code for a protein of 1058 amino acids. The transcript has 5 exons.